AUGGUAACAAAGGAAAAUCGAGCUGCAUUUAUCACUAUAAUGACAGCCACUACAUCUUUAUCAGGAGUAUUGAUGGCAAUUAUAGCGUGGAUAGUCCCAUACUGGAGACAUUUCCUUAGAGUAAUUUAUGCACCAUGCUUACUGUUUCUACUUUACAUUUUUCUACUGGAUGAAAGCAUCCGAUGGCUAUUAAUCACUGGACGGAAAAAUGAAGCUAAGAACAUUAUAAGAGAAGCUACGAAAAUGAAUAAAGUAGAUAUUACUGAAGCUGAAAUUGAUAAUAUAUCUUAUGUCAAAAGAACUGAGGGUGACAUUGGAUUGUUGAAAGUCUUGAAGGUUACUUUCUCGUCACGAAAGUUAGUUGCGAGAAUUGGAGGAUGUGUUUGUAUGUGGAUUGUUACGCUCUUUAAUAAGUACGUGUUGAUAUUAAAUUCCGUUGAAUUGGAAGGGAACAAGUAUAUUAACUAUGGUUUGACACAGAUAUCAGAAUUACCAGCCAGCUUUUUAUUAGUUUUCAUUUUGAAUAAGUUCAAAAGAAGAAUACCGUUGACAGUUUCGUUCCUUUUGACUGGAGUAUUCUGUGGGGCAAGGGCGUUUGUUCCUAAAGGGCACAUAGUUCUAUCAACAUUUUUGUUCCUUGUCGGCAAGUUCAUGGCAGCAAUAUCUUCUGCAAUAGUGUACUUGUACACCGCUGAACUGUUUCCCACUCAAACACGGAGUACUAUGCACUCGUUGUGUUCUUCCAUAGGUCGAACAGCAACAAUUUUGGCACCUCAAACUCCGUUACUUAUGCGAUACUGGUAUGGACUGCCUUCACUGCUCGUUGGGGUGUUAUCACUAGUAACAGGACUAUUAGUGUUAAUGAUGCCCGAUACAGCGGAAGAUGUAUUACCAGAUACUGUUUUUGAAGCGGAAAAUGUUGGCUCUAAGGAGACUAACAAAGAUAUUGAAGUUACUAAGUUCUGA
This is a messenger RNA of Arctia plantaginis, 966 nucleotides long. Lineage: Eukaryota; Metazoa; Arthropoda; Insecta; Lepidoptera; Erebidae. The record is from the annotation of a GenBank genome assembly.